GGGGGCGAUGGUGCCGGUUCCCAUAGCGAUGGGGCCCGGGUGCCUUCUGCUCGCCGCCGCCGCCGCCGCCGCCUGCCUGCUGACCGCUCCGGUGCCGGUCGGGGCCCAGGAGCUGGCCAGGUGCGGGCAGCGGGAUCGCUUCGAGGAAGAGCUGGUGCUGAAGCCGCUGAGCACCGGGGAUGUGGCGGCGGAUUUCCAGUUCCGGACCCGCUGGGAUGUGGAUCUGGAGCAGAGAGAGGCCCAGGCACUGAAAGUCUCUCACUACAGGCUGUUCCCCAAGUCACUAGGCCAGGUGAUCUCUAAGUAUUCGGUUCGUGAGCUGCACCUCUCCUUCACGCAAGGCUUCUGGAGGAGGAGAGGGUGGGGGCAGCCUUUCCAGCAAGCCCCACCAGGCGCUGAACUCUGGGUUUGGUUCCAGAAGUCUGUAUCGAACAUUGACACUACCUGGAAGGAGCUAACCAACGUUCUGUCAGGACUGUUUUGUGCUUCUCUUAAUUUUAUUGAUUCCACAAACACCGUCACUCCCACAGCCUCUUUCAAACCUCUCGGCAUCAUUAAUGCUACAGACCAUAAAUACCUGAGGUACUCAAUCCUCCCGAGAGAGGUGGUCUGCACUGAAAACCUUACCCCCUGGAAGAAGCUCCUACCUUGCGGUUCAAAGGCAGGGCUGGCAGUGCUGCUGAAGGCUGAGCGAUUGUUUCACACCAGUUACCAUUCACAAGCUGUCCACGUGCGGCCUGUUUGCAGGGAUGACCUGUGCUCCAGUACCUCUUUGGAGCUGACACAGAGUCUCUCUGUGGUCUUCGAUCUGUACGCCAGUGGCUUUGCAAAGAAAGAAUGGUCAUUGUUUAAGAUGUUUUCACGCACACUGACGGAGGUGUGCCCCCUGGCUUCUCAAAGUACAAUUUAUGUGGACCUCACUGACGCAGAUAAGGAGAAUGAGAUGUAUGAGCUGACCCCAACGCCACUGUCUCAAAUUAGGACAACACUUCAUGGCCAGUGGAGAUCCUACGCAGUGUACGACCUGCUGAACCCGCAGCUGUACAGCACACCGUCCCAAUCCCUAAACAUAGCCCUGAAAGGGAAACCAGCUAAGCAGUACAGGGAGCCUGUUGUGCCUGCUCUCCACGCUGAGCGAUACGUUAGCGGGUACGGCCUUGAGAAAGGCAGAGUCAACACUUUGAUCUACAAUAACCAUCCUUACCGAGGCUUCCCCAUUCUGUUGAUGGAAACUGUGCCCUGGUACCUCCGCCUGUACAUUCACACGCUCAGCAUCACCACCCGGGGCAAGGAGAACAAACCAAGUUUUAUCCAUUACCAGCCAGCCAAAGACCGGGAGCGCUCCCACCUGCUGGAGAUGCUGAUUCAACUGCCAGCCAACUCUGUCACGAAGAUCAGCAUUGAGUUUGAGAGAGCGCUAUUGAAAUGGACAGAGUACCCCCCUGAUGCCAAUCACGGCUUCUACGUGGGCUCCUCAGUACUGAGUGCACUGGUCCCCAGCAGUGUAACCAUGCAAGCGAAUGGCACCAAAAGCAGACCUAACUUCACCAAACUGUUCCCCUCCAGUGACUCCUCCAGUUACUUUGUCAGAAUCUACACCGAGGCGCUGCUGGUGAAUUUGCCGACACCUGAUUUCAGUAUGCCAUACAAUGUCAUCUGCCUGACCUGCACUGUGGUGGCUGUUGGCUAUGGCUCCCUCUACAAUCUUCUCACCAGGACUUUCCAGAUCGCUGAGCCUUCUGACGGGCUGGCAAAGAAGAUCGCCAACGUAAUCCGAAGAAUGCGUGGAGUCCCAGUGCUCUGAGCCAGUCACACACAGUCAUCACAGUCAGUGAGGCAACCGUUUAUCACAACAGUUCAUGUUACGAGUUGGGUGAACCCCAACUUCACCUGGUAUAAUGAUUUCCUUGGGGUGGAAUUAAGAACCCAACACCCCCCAGUCAAAUGAAUGAGAAGAUGAUAUCUGGAAAUACUUGACUCUUACAGUUCUACUGUAUUGCCCAGGGCAAAUGGACCUGCUUGCUCUGAAGUGUGGAUGAUGCCACUUUGCCCACAAAAUACAGUCACUCCACUUUACAAUACAUUCUGUGAAGUGCUUUGAUGUCUCAACGAUGUGAUGAGGUGCUAUAUCAAAUACUAGGAUGAUGAUUAUUAUUGUAAUACCCACUGGAGAAUAUUGGUGUUGGUGGAAAGGCAGUGCAGUACAAAGCAUUUGUAUGGCCAAGUAAGAAGAAAACAUUGUACAGUGACUGAAUUGGUUCUCUGUGGUGUAACCUUAAUGGGGUAUAUAAUUACUAGGGGCCUGGCAGCUCACAGAGCUUUGUAUUUUGAGCCCUGCUCUCAGGGCACUCUGGUAGUCUGAAAGACCAUCAGGGAAGCACUGGCUUUAGCUGUCUAUUUGUUUUUUCAGAAAUGAUCUUGUAACACAGAACCGUAUUUGCAUUGGUGACUGCCCAGCAGAUUUUAAGAACUAAAACAAGGGAAUAAGGAAUGCAGCAUGAGUAAGAUGUUUUUGAUGAUUAAUUUCCUGAUAAAGGUUGGACCGAA
Messenger RNA from Callorhinchus milii (elephant shark), 2547 nucleotides. RefSeq names its product phosphatidylinositol glycan anchor biosynthesis, class T (gene pigt). Gene Ontology annotation, biological process: attachment of GPI anchor to protein. Gene Ontology annotation, cellular component: GPI-anchor transamidase complex. The record is from RefSeq and is a predicted model, not a curated record. The transcript is spliced from 12 exons. Bases 8 to 1804 code for a protein of 598 amino acids. NCBI's taxonomy places the organism in Eukaryota, Metazoa, Chordata, Chondrichthyes, Chimaeriformes, Callorhinchidae.